Capsicum annuum is the source of this 1662-nucleotide messenger RNA. RefSeq names its product UDP-glycosyltransferase 90A1. The transcript has a single exon. The coding region runs from base 140 to 1567 and encodes 475 amino acids. Gene Ontology annotation, molecular function: UDP-glycosyltransferase activity. The record is from RefSeq and is a predicted model, not a curated record. NCBI's taxonomy places the organism in Eukaryota, Viridiplantae, Streptophyta, Magnoliopsida, Solanales, Solanaceae.
CGGAUAAAACUAGUCAAUGAUAGGAAUAGCAGAUACCUGAUAGAGUUAGUCAUGAACAUUAAUAGAGAUGUGUUCCUGAUUCAAAUAACAUUUGUCAUUAAAAAAAAGAAAAAGUAAUGAUACUGUAUAUAUUGGUAUUAUGACAAUAACAAACCAACAGCAGGAGAAGAGUGCAGAAAAAAUGGCUUAUCCUCGCGUGGUUCUGUUCCCCUUCAUGUCCAAAGGCCAUAUUAUCCCAUUCAUUGACCUUGCUCGUCUCCUUCUCCACCGGAGAAUCUCCGUCAUCAUCUUCACCACUCCGGCAAGCCGUCCUUUUUUCUCCGAUUCCCUUUCGGACGCCAACGUCAAUAUCAUCGACAUUCCAUUUCCUCAAACCAUCGAAGGAAUUCCCGCAGGUGUUGAAAGUACUGAUAAACUUCCAUCCAUGUCCCUUUUCGUUACAUUUGCCAAUGCUACCAAAUCCAUGAAACCCCAUUUCGAAAAGGCCUUGGGGUCUCUUCUGCCAGUUACUUUCACGAUCACUGAUAGCUUCCUCCCAUGGACUAUAGAAUCUGCAAACAAGUUGGGUAUCCCGAGGUUCGCCUUUUAUGCCAUGAUGCCCUUUUCCUUGUCCUUAAUACGUUCCUCCGGAGAUCUCCUUCGAACAGAAUUGUCUGAUGAUGAAAUGUUCAGAGUACCUGACUUCCCUUGGAUUAAGCUCACUAGGAAUGACUUUAGUUCACCUUUUAGAGAGCGUGAACCAAGUGGUCCCUUUUUUGAUUUUGCCAUGGAGGAACUCAUGGCUACUUCUAAAAGCUAUGGUAUAAUUAUGAACAGCUUUUACGAGCUCGAAUCUGUUUAUAUAGACUACUUUAAGGGUAGUAAAUUUAGUCCUAGAGCAUGGUGCUUUGGACCCUUUUGUGCGGCGACCGAUCUGACAAAAGAAACACGACAGGAAAGCUUAGAGAAACCUUCAUACAUCAAAUGGCUUGAUGAAAUGCUAGAACAGGGGAAAUCAGUUUUAUACGUGGCAUUCGGGAGCCAAGCAGAGAUAUCUGCUGAACAGUUGAAGGAAAUCAUAAUUGGGUUGGAGAAAUCUGAAGUGAAUUUCUUGUGGGUGGUCAGAAAAAGUAUAGAUGAAGUGGACGGCGCGUUUGAAAACAGAGUGAAAAACAGGGGACUGAUGGUGACAGAGUGGGCUGAUCAGAGACAAAUCUUGAGCCACAGGAGCGUUCAAGGUUUUCUAAGCCACUGCGGUUGUAAUUCAGUGAUAGAGAGCAUAUGCGCAAAGGUGCCAAUACUGGCAUGGCCAAUCAUGUCAGACCAACACCUAAAUGCAAGAAUGGUGGUGGAGGAAAUCAAGAUUGGGCUAAGGGUCGAGACAUGUGAUGGGUCAGUGAGGGGAUUUGUGAAGUGGGAAGGUUUGGAAAAGCAGAUGAGGGAGUUGAUGGAAGGAGAGAAAGGUAAAGGGGCAAGGAAGAAGGUGAAAGAGAUUGGAGAAGUAGCCAUUGGUGCUGUCAGAGAAGGUGGAUCAUCAUGGCAAACGUUGAACGAUCUCUUCCUUGAGUUAACUGCAAGAACUGUUUGAACCUGUGAAUCUAAUUUCUUUGUUGUUGGGAGCAGGCUAGCUAGCUGUUCUUUAAGAAUUAUUUACGACCUUAAUGAUGCACUUUUUAUGUUUUC